GAUCAUUGAGUACGGCACGGAACACUCAAGUGUGCAAUACAAAAAUGAAAACAAAUGUUUAGAAAAUAAUUAUUAAGCGACGUAAAUCAGAACUUGUGUAAAAAACCAAUAUCAAGCAAUAAUGAAAAACAUGUGGAUUAUAUUUAUGAUUUUGGGCAUCAUUGUGCUUUGUUUGCUGGCGCUGCUGGUAAUGGCGGCGCGUUAUCAGCGCGACUAUUGGCGCUACCUGGGCAUACCGCAUGAGCGUCCCAAGAAAUUGUGGCCCAUUAUAAAGCAGCUGGCAACGCAGUCGCUAAGCACAGAGGCGGGCAAGUCAGCGCAUUAUACGGAGAUAUACAAAAAAUUUAAAGGCAGCGGCCCGUUCUGCGGUUUCUAUGCGCUGCUGCAGCCGCGCGCUUUGGUGCUGGAUCGCGAGCUUAUACGACUUAUAAUGGUUAAAGACUUUUCCAAUUUCAAUGAUCGCGGCAUUUACUGCAAUCAAAAGUCAGAUCCGCUGUCUGGCGAUCUAUAUGGACUACGUUGCAACAGCUGGAAGGAAAUGCGACAGAAACUUGAUCCUACUUUCGAGCUAAGCCGCAUGUCCUGGCUCUAUGGCAGUUUGUAUGAGGAAGCGGAGCAGUUGCUGCUUACAGUAAGCAGCACAUUGAUGAAGCAAUCGCAUGCCACGUUGCAUAUACAAAAGCUAAUGCGUCGCUAUGUGUUGAGCUCGCUGGCCAGCUGCGUUUUUGGUUUGACAGCUGAGCAGCGUCAGAAAUAUGCGCUGGAUGAAUUCGAGCGCAUGACGGAGCUGGUGCUGAGCACGCGCAAACAUGGCUAUCUAAUGAAUCUAAUGAUGAUACGUUUUCCCAACUUUUGUCGCGCAUUUCGCAUGCGUCUAACACCAAAGCCGGCGGAGCAAUAUUUUCUGCAGCUGCUGGAGGAUGUGGUGCAGCAACGUGAGGCAAGCGGCGUGCGUAGACAGGACUAUAUGCAGCUGCUGCUGGACAUUAAAGCGUUGGAGUUGACCACACAUGAAUAUGAAGCGGAUAAGGUGCUAAAGUUGCAUUUGCAACACGAGCUGGCGGCGCAUGCGUUUGUUUUUCUCAAAGCUGGUUAUGAACAAACUUCCAACACUUUAACCUGCGUGCUCUAUGAGUUGGCAUUGCAUACUGAAGUGCAGUCGCAGCUGCGUCAGGAGCUUAAAGCCGCUCUGGAGCGUCAUGACAACAAUUUAAGCUUUGAAUGCGUUCAAUCUUUAACUUUAAUGGGUCAUGUUAUACUCGAAACGCUGCGUCUGCAUCCCAUUACGCCUUAUAUAAUGCGCCGCGUGCUCAACGAUUUUGUUGUGCCCGAGCAUAUUAAGUAUACGCUGUUCAAAGAGCUGUUCGUUAUAAUUCCCACUCACGCCAUACAUAACGAUCCAGAGUAUUAUCCAGAGCCACACAAAUUCAUGCCCGAGCGUUGGGGCAGUCCACGCAAUUCACUCAAUGAGCAAACCACUUGGUUUGGCUUUGGCGUUGGUGUGCGCGAUUGCAUUGGCAUUCAGUUUGCCCAACUACAGCUGCGCUUAGCUCUAGCGCUGCUGCUGCUUGAAUUCGAGUUUACGCUCAACUCCAAGCGUCCCUUAGUGAGCAUUGAGGAUGGCGUUGCGCUGCAGCUUACGCCGCUGGGCGUCGUUGAGCCCGGCAACGAGGAGCGCGCGCUGUAGCAGCAAGAAUUUAAAUUCCAAACAUUCCACAUUUAAUAAUCUAAUUAUUUAGCUAAUUAGCUUAGAGCAAUGCUAUAAAAAUGACAAACUUAAUUAUUACCUUACUAUAUGCCAACAAUUUUGAGCCGAAAUAUCAAUUCAUAGUCAGCAUUAGAAAUACAAACUAUAAUUAACUUUUAAUUUAGAGUCUAUAAUUAAAUUUCCAUCCUAUUUUAUUUAUUCAAACAAAAUAGCAAUAAUAAGCAUAAUAUUUGUGGGCGCACAGUGGUACAAAGCUAAAAUUUGCAAUUAAAAUUAAAAUGAACUCAGCUUAUAAAAAUAAAUACGUUGAAUACGAAUA
Messenger RNA from Drosophila busckii, 2027 nucleotides. RefSeq names its product probable cytochrome P450 317a1 (gene Cyp317a1). The transcript has a single exon. Gene Ontology annotation, molecular function: monooxygenase activity; heme binding; oxidoreductase activity, acting on paired donors, with incorporation or reduction of molecular oxygen. Bases 122 to 1687 code for a protein of 521 amino acids. The record is from RefSeq and is a predicted model, not a curated record. Lineage: Eukaryota; Metazoa; Arthropoda; Insecta; Diptera; Drosophilidae.